UAUUGGUUGAAAAUCGGAAAAGAAGUUGCAUUUUCUAAAAUGCUCCAACGGAAGCGUGAAGCACUGCUUUUGCUAGCCAAGGAUUUAGAAAAAUGUAUGAAAGAGCGCGAUCAAGUAAGGUCUCUCAUUAAGAAAAUAGUUUCAACUUGUGAAUGUGGUGCAGCUAGUCUUGUUGCCAAAGACAGAGAUUUCCCUGCAGCUAGUUGCGAUAACGGAGGCUCGCCAAUUGCUUACACCGGGCUGAGCAAAGAAAAUGAACUUGAGUUGCGUCGACAGAAGGGCAUCAUAAACGAGCUUAUUAAGCAGAAGCGCGAAAUGAGCGAAGAAAUAAAACAUUUGCAAAACAAGAAUAUGGAGGCUCACGAAGAUAUAAAGCUGUUGCGAGAGACUGUUGCAAGGCAGCGUGUGGGUUCUUCUGGAGGCAAUGCAGGGACGAGCUCAAGCUACUCAAGUACAAACUAUCAUGCAAACGACAUAGGAUGCGGUCAGGCGAGAUUAGAAGUUUUGAUAACCGAAUUGGAAGCUUCAAAACUGCGCAACGAUGAGCUAGAACAGGAAUUGUUUGCAUACCGUGAACAGAAUAAGGAACAGUCCAACGAAAAACUGUUUUAUGUUAGCCGCAGUGAGAGGUUAAAUGCAGAGUUGAACCAUAUUCUUGGCGGGGAUACGGAAAAGGCAAUAGUUGACAUAGACGCAUUAACGUUAGAAAAUAAUCAUUUGAAAACCCAGCUAUCGCAAGUAAAGUGCGAGAAAGACAUUCUCCAAGCUCAUUAUUUGAAGCUAAAGCAAAUCAGUGGAAAACCCAAGCCAAAUCCUAAGCGAAAUGACAAAUCAAUUUUCCAUUCGGUUUCCCAGAGAACUGCAAGUACGGUUAACGGUCAAUGCAAUUUCUUGUCCACAAAAGAAGUGCAAAACUACUUAAUGGGUGCGCCAGGAGAAAAUUUCCCAGUAAGCGCCAAAACUGUCGAAGAGCUGCAUACAUUAGCUCUUUCGUUAACCGAAACCAUUGAAGAGAAAAAUAUGUCAUUAUCUCAUCAAAAACAAACAAAUAAAGCUUUAGGAGUGCGGGUGUCAGAACUUGAAAAUAAAUUGAAGGCAAUUGAGUGUCAAACACUGAAAAGUAAUUCACAAGCAAUCAAAACUGCCAUCAGUAGAAAUGAAAGACCGUUGGUCGGUUGUUUCGCUGCAUUAGGACAAUCUCAAGAAUGUAAUGAUGAAGAUCUAGAGAAAGACCUUUCCGAUUGGGUGAAAAAUUCGGCCAAUGAUGAGCGGUCUGAAUCGAAACGUUCAACUCUCUUAGACGAUUGGAUCGACUCGGAAAAAGAUGUAUUCAAUAACAAUGGAAUGGAAUUCGAACAGAAUAACAACGAAGCUCAUGCCUGCGACGAUGGUAAUAUUAUGAAGGAUAUUACAGAAGACUUUAAUGAAGUUUUCCCUGAGCUGCCAUGUUCCUUAACAAGGGAUCCUUCUUUGCCGAAAGAGGAAAACGAAGUUCUACGCAAAUUUUUCCACAGUAUUGACUCACAACUUUCAAACGAACUCAAAUCUGAGAAUGAUCUUGAUGAGAUAAGUUUAGUUUUAGAUUAGAUUUGCAAUUUAUUUAUGAACGAUUGAAUGUUUAUAUUAAA
This is a messenger RNA of Symsagittifera roscoffensis, 1628 nucleotides long. RefSeq names its product coiled-coil domain-containing protein 149-A-like. The coding region runs from base 40 to 1587 and encodes 515 amino acids. NCBI's taxonomy places the organism in Eukaryota, Metazoa, Xenacoelomorpha, Acoela, Convolutidae. The record is from RefSeq and is a predicted model, not a curated record. The transcript has a single exon.